ACAAACGAGGCGGAAAAACUCAAAAGAAACAGAUAAAACAUAGAGUGACGCUUGCUUUUUGCGCCACACAAAGAAAAACGCAAAAUUAAAAUAAUUAUAUUUUUAAUUAGACUAAAUUUUGAAAUAGUGAACCGAAAAACGCUGCCAAUAUGCCGCGUACCAAGAUAACAAAGAACUCGAAACGGAACCGCGAGGCCGCCAAUCGCGAGGAGAAGAUACGCAUAUACGAAUUAAAAAUGGAUUCCGUGCUGAUGAGCAUCGACGAUCUGGAGCAGCGCUACAAUGCGAUGGUCGAGACGCAGCUGCAGGGCGUUACGUUGCGCCUGCAAUCGGAGUUGCGCGAAAUGAAAAUGUGCGACUUCCUGGAAAUUCUGCCCAACCUGGAGCACUUUGGCGACUUCAAGGCCAGCGAUCAGACGCAGCAUCUGGGCUCGCAGUCCAUGUACAGCAAUACAACAAAUGGCGGCGACGUCGCCGGCGGCAGCAGCACCAACUGCGCAGCUGUAACUGCAGCGGCCAGCAGUCGCAAUGACGAAGGCUACCUUACAGAGGACAGCAGCCUGGGCGGCGCCGUCAGCUGCAGCAGCGCCAGCACCCUGUCCGCAUACACCGGCUCCAUGCUGCGCUCGGCCAAGGCCAUGCGCACACCCGGACCGCUGCACUCGGCGCGUGCGCGCCGCGAGCGUCGCAGUCGCUCGGCCUGCGGCAGCGUCAUACCCAAGGUACUGGGCAACACAAGCACAGCCAUUGCCGCCGGCAGCAGCAACAGCAUCAUCAUCCCGAACGGCCAUCGCAAUUCGCGCAGCAAAAUGCGCACCCCAAUGGCCACACGACCAAAGGCCAUCAGCGCCGAUCGUACGCCGCGCAUGCUGAAGAAGCGCAACACAUCGCCCAGCACGCCGCCCAUGGCCUUCCUGCGCUGGCCCAAGCCCGGCGAGGUGGCGCUCUCCAAAUACGGCAGUCCCAUCGUGGCUCAGGUCAUGCCCGACAAAUUUGCGAAUGUGAAUAUACCCAUACGCAAUGGCGUAUUAUCGCUGCGGCCCAAGAAACUGGCCGAGGUUAAAGCAGAGCUGCUGGAGAAUUUGGACGAGGACACUCUAAAUCAGAUCCGCACAUUGCACGAAAGCUUGCAAUUGAUUGUGAACACGGCCAACAAGGCUGGCCUCAAAUAACCCAUAGAGCUCGUCGUCAUCUUCAAUCUAUCUUAAAACAAUCCAAAACUACAUAUAGAUAUAUGUUCGCUAACCAUAUACAAUACGUAUUUUAUGUUCGUUUAGUUUGUUAAGUUCAGUUUCCCAUAUUUCAAUCGUUUUUAAAGUGUAUUUAAAAAUUAAGUUGUCUCAAGUUAA
Messenger RNA from Drosophila arizonae, 1349 nucleotides. It is a transcript of the gene borr, whose product is annotated as borealin-related. The record is from RefSeq and is a predicted model, not a curated record. Gene Ontology annotation, cellular component: chromosome passenger complex; spindle midzone; chromosome, centromeric region. Lineage: Eukaryota; Metazoa; Arthropoda; Insecta; Diptera; Drosophilidae. Gene Ontology annotation, biological process: mitotic sister chromatid segregation.